CAGUUUUUUCUUAGCAUUGUCCUUUGUAAAAGAGAAGCACAAUGGGAGCUUAUUUGACUGAAUGCAUGCUUCAACGCUAUUUACAGUAUCCUAGAAACAUGGUUUCUUAUCGUGUAAAAAUUGAUUACUCUGGCUCAUUAAGUGUCGCCGAAAGCUUACAUAUUUCGGUCUUUCAAUUUUCUCGUCGGAGAAAGUGAAUAUUCCUAUUGCGACACCAUGACGGGAAUUCGCUUGUGUUCUUUCAAACCCCUCGUUGCUUGCUUUGGAAUCGCCAUCUUGGUAGUAAUAGCAAGAAGAAAUAUCCUUUGGAAGAAUUCACCUUCCACGAAAGAUUGGAGUACAUUUUAUCAAGAGAUUGCACUACAAUUAACCCAUUCGCAAAUCCACACGAGCUCCUGUAAUCCUGAACGUGUACCAGAGAGCCUUAAAAGACUAUACCGAAUGUACGAUGACGUCAAAACGUUCGUCAUGUUCAUUGGAUACCCCCAUACCAUAGAAAGUCUUACAGGAGCAAUAUUGGACGCACAUCCCGAAAUUCUUAUUCCUCAAGAAUACGAUGUUAUUGGGAACUGGAAAAUGUUCCAGCACAAAAUCCUGCAAGACUCUGGCCAGCAAAAGCAUAUGUUGUUUUUCGAUAUGCAUUAUCUUUCUACUUUUCAAGCAGUCUUCAGAAACAAAGCCAAUAAACCGAGCCAAUUCUGGUUAUGGACUUCUAAAGGCAAUGGUAUACACUAUAACUUUGUUCCUGAUGCAUGGCAGGGAACAAUCAGUGGAAAAUUAAAGGUUUUCGGAGAUGGAAGCGGAUGGGAAACAUCUAAGAAACUGAUGGAAAAACCAGGAACCUUUAAAGUACUUGAAGACAUCCAGAAUGUAGUUGGUGUUCCAGUCAAGUUUAUUCACGUUAUUUCAAAUCCAUACGAUGUCAUUGCUUCCAGUGUAAUUAGUCACCCGUUUGACCCCCAGAAAAAGAUAAACGACACCGGAGCAGUUCGCAAUGCCGUACAAAACUUCUUUACCGUUGCGGAGACCAACGAACGAAUAAGAAAGUUAUACGGCAAUGCAGUCUUGGACAUCUCUAGCGACCAACUUAUUUUUAACUCAAGGGAAACGCUAAGGAAGAUCUGCAUAUUUCUAGACGUCACGUGUUAUGAUAGCUACCUUAAUAAAGUUGAAAGGCUAUUGAAUGGUCAUUCCACAAGAAGUCGAAAUCUUGUUGCAUGGAGGAAAGAAGACAGAGAUUUGAUUACAACCGAGGGGGCAAAGUACUCUUUCCUUCAAUCUUUUACCUUUGACGAUGUUUCCAGCUUUACUCACUGAAUUAAACUAGU
Molecule: messenger RNA, 1328 nt
Organism: Orbicella faveolata
Lineage: Eukaryota; Metazoa; Cnidaria; Anthozoa; Scleractinia; Merulinidae
Biological process (GO): peptidyl-tyrosine sulfation
Cellular component (GO): Golgi apparatus
Molecular function (GO): protein-tyrosine sulfotransferase activity
Source: RefSeq, a predicted model, not a curated record